AUGUUCAAAUACGCCGUUGUUCUCUUCGCUCUCUUCGCCUGCGCUGCUGCCAAGCCCGGUUUUCUGGCUGCCGCUCCAUUGGCCUAUGCUGCUCCUGCCGCUGUUGUCGCUGCACCUGCUCCAGUUGUUACCGCCACCAGCAGUCAAGUGAUCGCGAGAAAUUACAAUGGUAUCGCCGCUGCUCCAGUUGUUGCUGCCGCCCCAGUUGUUGCUCGCUAUGCUGCCGCUGCUCCUCUGGCUGCUCCCUUAGUUGCACCAUUGGCUGCUGCUCACUAUGCUGCUGCUUCUUUAGCCGCUCCAGUAUUGGCCCGUUACGCCGCCGCUCCCUUGGCUGCUGCCGUGUGGUGAAAGAUGUUCGUACAUUUUAAUAAAUA
Molecule: messenger RNA, 374 nt
Organism: Anastrepha ludens (Mexican fruit fly)
Lineage: Eukaryota; Metazoa; Arthropoda; Insecta; Diptera; Tephritidae
Product: cuticle protein 16.5-like
Exons: 2
Coding region: 1-348 (115 amino acids)
Source: RefSeq, a predicted model, not a curated record